This is a messenger RNA of Paramacrobiotus metropolitanus, 2254 nucleotides long. RefSeq lists its product as uncharacterized. The transcript has 2 exons. NCBI's taxonomy places the organism in Eukaryota, Metazoa, Tardigrada, Eutardigrada, Parachela, Macrobiotidae. Bases 78 to 2051 code for a protein of 657 amino acids. The record is from RefSeq and is a predicted model, not a curated record.
UCAUAGCAUCAUUUAGACGUUCGUUUGUACAGUAUAUCGACGCGCAACGCAACGCACCAACAAUCUUUUACUGUCAUAUGGAAUACUGCCGCAAGACAGGAAAAGCUUUCCAACAAUUGUGCAGGGGAUACUGUACCCGUGUGCUAUUAGUCUUAUUCGACUUGAAAAAAAUGAUUACAGUUCGUCCAAGAUUUUCCGUUAUUAAUAUCGGCUACUAUGGCGGCUUUGAUAAAUAUCACUGGGACUGUUUGAGAAGAAGCAGCUUUAUGGAGAAAGAAGGUUACGUUAUUGCCAUAUCGGAGAUCAAAAUGACGAAAGAUCUCAUUGCCAUUGCUAGAAAAGACAUCGAAGGCCAAUGUCAAAUGUUUUACGAACCUUCGUACAAGUCGAAUUACGGAUUGCUGCUACUGGUAGAUAAGGCCUUCGAAGUAAAGAUGUGCGAUAAGAAAUUUGACCCAACAUUAGGCAAAGAAGAAAGCGAAGAAGACAUGUCGGAUGAAGACCCGGUAGAAAAGGAGGAAAGUAAGGCAAGUUCUGGAAGAACGCGAUUUGGAAAAAAGAAAAAGAGAGUGAAAAAAUCGGACGAAAAGGUCAGUUCCGCCGAAGAGGAUACGGGAUCGAAAAAAGACGCUAAAAUCGAAAAAAAGGCAGAGGAAGAGGAUAAACCAGAAGCGUCAGCGGAAGAGGAGGGACGAACCACGGAGCUACUUUUUCAGUAUAUUGCCUUUACCUUGUCAGAUCGAAAGAAUAAAAAGGAUAAGAAGGAUAAGGAAAAGGAUAAGAGGGAUAAGGAAAAGGAUAAGAAGGAUAAGGAAAAGGAUAAGAAGUGGGCCUGUUUUUUUGGAUACCGUGCAAGUAGCGGCUACAGUAAUGGCAAAGCGCGACAGUUUUGUGACCUUUUAAAAUCCUUUUGCAAUUACUACAGCAGCGAUCACCAUAUGGCGAUAUUCGGGGACUUCAACAUUUUACGGAAGGUUUCCGCGGAUGUGCGAAGACGAGGCUGUUUUGAAUAUGAUAACAAGACGUUCGGAAGUGAUAUAGCCAAGAUGGUGUACGACGCGGUCAAGGAUGCUGGCGUGCAAGACACGGUGUUCACACCAACAAAAGUUCUAGGCAGGGAUGCUCCGGAUUACUUUGGCAUGUCUGACCACGAACAUUAUUUUGAUGCCAAAACGCCGGAGCUAAAAUUUCAUGCCUUUGAAGACGAAAUAUCUGAUCAUCGCGUUGUUUGUCAGUUUCCGGUGGAAGAUCCAAAAAAAUUGACCUGCUGCGCGGACAAAUUAUGCGACAAGCUUUUGACAGGGUUUGUAUUUGAAAACGAUGACCUAGUAAAGCACAUAAAUGGCCAUCGGGAUACUGGCGGCUAUAUAACGAUCUGCUCGGAAUGUCUGCAUUAUUAUGACGCUUCAGCAGCACAGCGCCACUACGGGGACCCAAAACGGAUACCCGCCAACGGGCAAGACAGCGGGCACCCAAUUUCUUGGCGCAUUAAGCCAAGCGAAAGGAACGUAUGGCGCUUCGGCCAGAAUCCGUUCCAAAUACGAUGUGGGUUCCGUAGCGAGGACAAAAAAGCCUACUGCAACGAAUGGUUGAAUAAUGCAGCCGAGCGUGAAACACAUCAGCGGCUUCAUCACGGGAAAGGCUCGUGGAUGUUCACCUGUAGAGCAACUAGAGUUGACCACCUACAAUCCACUAAUGUGGGCAGCACUCAAGAUUUGUGUCUCGUUAAAGAUGACAACCGCCGAGAAUUUUCCCAUAAGAAGCAUUUAGAAAUGCACAAUCAGCGCCAUAAUCCCGACGAGCAUCAAGAAGCGACGCCGAAACACCAAUGCGAGAUCUGUUUACUUUUCUUUAAAAGGUUUACUAGCCAUAAGGGGUCAACAGCAUGCCGUUUUAAACACUUGGGAAAUGCUGCACUGGAGUCAAGAGCAACGCAAGAGGAUAUCACGAAAUACUGGCACUGGAAAAAUCCCGAGCUAAAACAGAGAGUUGAUAAGCCGAAAGCUAUACCGGCUGUGAAUGAAGGCGCAAGCACAAGCAAGUCAAAGUAAAACUCACAUUAUGAUUAAUUUUUAUAAUUUUUCUGGGUCUUUUUUCUUAGGAAAUGCAUGUACUGGUACUGUCAGUGUCGAUGCGUGGCCCAGUCGCUGUAAGAUUACCGUUUUUCAACAACCUUUGCACCGUCUUGUAGCGUGAUUCUGCCUCUCUGACUUCCCUUCGUGCUGAUUUCAUUUGUCAUAAUUACAGCAUUUAC